Molecule: messenger RNA, 1466 nt
Organism: Camellia sinensis
Lineage: Eukaryota; Viridiplantae; Streptophyta; Magnoliopsida; Ericales; Theaceae
Source: RefSeq, a predicted model, not a curated record
AGGUGCUGAUCUCUAUUAACUAUUUAAAAAUACUUGUAAUUUUUCAUUACUACAACUUAUUUAGCAGAUAACAUUGAAGUAUUGAACAAAAAUUACUCUCUUUAAUCUAUCUUCACUUCACUAGCCUUCCCAAUUUUCUUAUUGGCUUCCAUACCUCCAACUUUUGGUUGGAAUAUCCCUCCAGCCAUAUCUUUGUGAUUCGAUUUGAUGAUUAUUGUCAUACUUCUGUAAUGAUAUAUAUAUAUAUAUAUAUAUGUAUAUUGCUUUCUUUUAUUAUCCUUGUAGAUCUGAAAUUCAUGAAAAGAUGAGCUGCAUCCGUUAUCAAAACUAUGAUGCAGUGGUAGAUGACAUGCUUGAUGAAGUAAAUGAGGUAGAUGGUGCCAGCUCAACAAAUGAAGGUUGUCAAUCUGAUCAAGAGGAUAUAGGAGGAUGAGCUGCAUUUUUGAUUGUAUAUUAAGAAAAGUGUUCCUGUAUUUUAUGUUGGUUUCCCUGAAACUGUGCCGAUUAGAACCGUGAAUAGGCAGUGUUCUUCUGGUCUUCAGGCAGUUGCUGAUGUAGCUGCAGCUACUAAAGCUGGAUUUUAUGAUAUUGGUUGAGUCAUAUAGGAAGGCUGCUGCUGCAACUGCCUCUGGUAAAUUUAAAGAGGAAAUAAUCCCUGUGGAUACCAAGAUUGUUGAUCCAAAAACUGGAGAUGAGAAACCCGUGACGAUCUCAGUUGAUGAUAGAAUUUGGCCAAACGCAACGAUAUCAGACUUGGCAAAACUAAAGCCUGCAUUUAAGAAAGAUGGGACAACCACUACUGGUAUUUUUAAGCACUGCUGGUAUAACAUGCAUACAGAAACCCAAGGGAACAAGGACACACUACUAUACUUGGGGAUCCCAAAUCCUAUUAUCUUUUGAUUUUGGGUUCAAUUUAAUGAAUGGUUUUGGAUGGAAUUUACCUCUGUUAGUUAAUAAAUGGGUUUUUUUUUAAUUAAAAAAAAUUAUUUAUAGAUUUAUCUUGAAAGAAUAACUAGAAGAGUGGUUUCCAAUGGAAGAAAGUCAACCAAUAUAUAUGUGUGUAUGUGUGUGUGUGUGAAUGCAGUCCCAUCUAGUUGAUCAUUUUGAAGUUUCUAAUCAUUUGUCUCAAUUGAGGUGCAAAACUUCUAGGUGUAAGUUUCUGUAAGUUUCUAAUCAUUUGUCUCAAAUAUGGGUUUUGUUGCUCUGCUCUUUACCUAAUUUGGCUUGACCUCAGUCAGUUUCAGUUUUUGCUUGACCUCAGUUCUUACAAUUUGACCUAUAAAUACAGUUUCUGCACUUCAAUUAUAGAGCAUCUUAUGGGAUAAUGAUGUGAAAAGCACAAAGCACACUUUGAAGGAAAUGAUAAUGCAUUUUUCUUCCCUUGAACACUCGGAAGGAAAGGCUGUGAUUAAAUUUGAAACAUUGGCAAAUCUAUCUAAGUAUAUUAUUGGUUUUUUUUUUUUUUU